Molecule: messenger RNA, 2079 nt
Organism: Cyprinus carpio (common carp)
Lineage: Eukaryota; Metazoa; Chordata; Actinopteri; Cypriniformes; Cyprinidae
Product: proteinase-activated receptor 2-like
Biological process (GO): blood coagulation; thrombin-activated receptor signaling pathway; positive regulation of Rho protein signal transduction
Cellular component (GO): membrane
Molecular function (GO): thrombin-activated receptor activity
Source: RefSeq, a predicted model, not a curated record
CUUUGACGGACGGUGAGCUCCACACCUGACUAUAAAAAAGAGCCGAAUCUGUUUACGUUCAUGACGGAAACAGUCCACGCUUCGACAAAUAAAACGGUUCCAGUUAAUUUCGCAGGAAUAAUGGCACACCGACUGAUCUGGAUUUCAGCUUUGCUUAUCUUAAUCACCGUGAACCUGUCUAGUCAAAAUCCUGCCACAGACAGGGGCUUUACUGGUGAUGAAACUGAGCAUGGAGUGUCAGUGACGUCCACUGCUGUUGCCGUACUGAACAGCAGGCUCACCCAGAUCUUCUUCCCAGUGGUGUAUAUCAUCGUCUUCAGUGUGGGCUUGCCGGCCAACGCUAUGGCCAUCUGGGUGUUCCUCUUCAGGACGAAGAAGAAACAUCCCUCAUCCAUCUUCAUGGCCAACCUUGCGCUGGCAGACCUGCUGUUUGUAAUCUGGAUUCCUUUAAAGAUCGCGUACCAUUUUAACGGGAAUCACUGGAUCUACGGAGAAGCCCUGUGCAAAGUCCUGGUGGGCUUCUUCUACGGGAACAUGUAUUGUUCAACUGCUUUCAUUGCAUGUAUUAGUGUCCAGAGGUACUGGGCCAUAGUACAUCCUCUUUCCCAGCAGAAAAGGAACAACAAAUUGGCAGCUGGUGUGUCUGUGUGUGUGUGGCUGGUUGUGUGGGUCAUUACCGUGCCUCUUUUUCUUUAUGACCAGACUGUGAAGGUCACAAACAUGAAUAUUGUUACCUGUCAUGAUGUCACUCGCCCCAGCCAAUCGCGCUACCCUUCGAUAUACUUCCUGAUUAUGGGAGUUGUUGGAUUCAUAGUUCCCUGCAUAAUAUGUAUAGUGGCAUACGUGCAGAUGCUACGUGCCCUAAAGAGCUCGAUGACAGACACUAACAUCGUUCAGAAGCGAAGGAAGGCUGUCAUCCUCAUCGUCACUGUGCUGGUGAUGUUCCUAGUGUGUUUCACCCCGAGUAACAUCAUGGUUAUGGUGCAUUACUCACUGCUCUUGAUGGGAGUUCAGGACAGCGGUUACGGCUUCUAUAUUACAACGCUAUGCCUGGCCAGCCUCAACAGCUGCGUCGAUCCGUUUGUAUAUUAUUUCAUCUCGGAUGAGUUCAGAGAGCAUGUAAGAAACACGUUUCUUUGUCGCAGCGAACGCACCGCGCAGAGGAUGCGGGUUUCCUUCAGUGCACUGAAGUAUUCAAAGAAAAACAGUACCUACACGUCAGAGUCUGGAAACACGCAGAGCACUUCCUACUAAGAACGACAGAGAACUGUUUUAAAUCAGUGCUAUGCUCUGAUGGUCUACAAUGCAUCUUGAAAAGUAUAUAAGCUCUUGUUGUUUUAUUAUUAAAUGUUGUAAGGGCUGGAGGAACAAGUUUCUGAAACAUGCACUGAUUUGUCAACAUUUAACAUGUAAUUCAGUCAACGAAUAAAAAUCUUUUUUCAUAAUCUCACAUAAAUUGAAGAUCUUAAGACCUUAAAAGGACCUCCAAGGGUUCUCACUUCUUGGAACUACAAAUGGCCUUCUGUUUGAUGACAUAGUUACCAUGGAAAUGUUGAAGUGUUGUUGUUAUUAUUGUGUUGCCAUUACGUCACUAGUUACAGGUUGGUUUAGUAGGAUUUCUCAGAAUCCCCUCUCAAAUGACCUUUAAUCUAGUUUGGUGGAACUUGACUGAAUAACUGGAGCUGUUAUAUAUUUUGAGCACCUGUUACAGAAACCAUUUUGCAUUUAUUCCUGUUUACAUAAAUGCAUGUACAAGUGUCUCUAAAAGAAUGUGAAAUGUUAUGUGAGUCACACCAGUGGUGUCCAGUUUUAGAUGCGUGAAUGUAUAACCAGCAAACAUAACCUCAUUCCCAUGUGUUGUAACGCACUAAAUGCUGGAAUGGUAGCACCAUUCACUGUCUCAUUUUUUUUUAUGCAUUAAUCUUAUAAAUGCUGAUUUCUUUUUGCACACCUGUGCCCCACUUGGUUUCAAAGCACAUGUAUAGGUUUUAAUGUUGUUUUAUCUGUGGUGUAUUUUGUAUUUGUCAUUUUUAAAGAAUGGCCUGCAUUUAUUGAUCAAUAAAUUUGUCUUUCCAUGUC